UUGCCAGCCCAGCCCUGGUUCGGCGAGCUUGUAUCUGCCACUGCCGCCGCCGCCGCCGGCGUGCAGCUCUCUGCAGCCCGCCGAGCGUUCUCUGCGACUCUUGGUGGGGAGCAAGGUUCUCUCUCCUCCCGCGAUGUCCGGCCGAGGGAAAUCGGGAGGCAAAGUCCGGGCCAAGGCCAAAUCGCGCUCGUCCCGCGCGGGGCUGCAGUUCCCCGUGGGCCGCGUCCACCGGCUCCUGCGCAAGGGCAACUACGCGGAGCGCGUGGGGGCGGGCGCGCCCGUCUACCUGGCGGCGGUGCUGGAGUACCUGUCGGCCGAGAUCCUGGAGCUGGCGGGCAACGCGGCCCGCGACAACAAGAAGACGCGCAUCAUCCCGAGGCACCUGCAGCUGGCCAUCCGUAACGACGAGGAACUCAACAAGCUGCUGGGCGGCGUGACCAUCGCCCAGGGCGGCGUCCUGCCCAACAUCCAAGCUGUGCUGCUGCCCAAGAAGACCCAGAGCUCCAAGAAGUGAGACGCGGCACUCGGGGGGAGACGCAGCCGGGAGGUGGGAGCCCAGCACCCCAGGGACCUGCUCUCGGAGCUGCCUGCAUCCAUUUGGCUCUUGGGCCCGAGUGGGAGGAAUGGGCCAGGCCGGGGUGGGCUCUGGUUUGAGGCCCCGAGUCUAGACUGCUGGACUGCGUCCUCCGGGGCGCCCAUCGCUAGGGGCUGCGGUGCCGAGAUGUCUACCUCUCCUCUCCUCCCCUCCCCAGUGGCUGAGCUCGCCCCGGAGCUGACCCACGAUGUGCACGGGAGGGGACCGGUUGGGACUGGACUGGAUGGGACGGGAUGGGAGAGGUGGUCCCUCCCCUAUACUUUUUUUUCCCUUAAAAGAAGCUCUUUUGGAGCUCCCUAUAUUUAUUUCCUGUUGAUGGGUGGAAUCUGUGUUUAUUUAUUUAACUUGUACGGGUGGGGUCACUUG
Messenger RNA from Dromiciops gliroides (monito del monte), 961 nucleotides. RefSeq names its product histone H2A type 2-B-like. The record is from RefSeq and is a predicted model, not a curated record. Bases 134 to 514 code for a protein of 126 amino acids. NCBI's taxonomy places the organism in Eukaryota, Metazoa, Chordata, Mammalia, Microbiotheria, Microbiotheriidae. The transcript is spliced from 2 exons. Gene Ontology annotation, molecular function: DNA binding; protein heterodimerization activity; structural constituent of chromatin. Gene Ontology annotation, cellular component: nucleosome.